CACCAAAUCACACACAGAGAAGCUAUACCACAGAGAAGCUAUACCCUCACCAAAGCGCAUGAGAAUCUGAUAGCUCGAGAUGAGCGCAACUUAUCUACGACAACUUUGCCUCCUUCAUUUGGUCUGGUGCCUUGGAUAUUGGAAGGUGACAGGUGAGAGAAUAUUAUUUAUAUAAUUUAAGUUAACAUCAAUAUUUCAAUAUAACUUAGUUUAAACUAAUCAUAUAAUUGUAAGUCUUCUAAAAAUGGUUCUCAACAUUCAAUUGACUUCUCUGUUGAUUUAGCUAUUAAUUGAUAUUGUUGAUAAUAGUUGACAAUUACAUGCAUUUUGUUAAUGUAGAUUAAUAACAUUAUAAAUAUAUAUAUAUAUAUAUACUUUGUAAACUGACCAUUUUUAUCUAUCUUUAGAGGCUUAUCCCAGCAAAGAGUGUGAACAUGGAAUUGCUUUGAUGAAGGUAUGGGACAAAGGCUGCAUUUACACAGGCAGCCCGAUUCAGAUUUUUUCCCCUCUAACUGGUCUUUUAAACCAAUCAGAUCAGCUGAGAAAAAGAUCUGAUGUGAAAAGAUCGAAUGUGCCAAUAAAAGGCAGUUGUGAAAUUAGUUUUUAAAACAAAUAGGUUAUUGUGAAAUUAGUUUUCAAACAAAUAAUUAUAAAUCGAUUACCAUUACAUUCCCUUAUUUGAUACCAGAGUCAAAGGCUGUGUCAACAUUUUGAAGGUGUACUAGACAUAAAACAAUCAAUAUGUGCCUUGAAUGUGUAUCACUCUGACUGGAUUUAGACAGGCAGACCAAUUAAGAUCUUUUUUUCACUAAUUGGUAUUUUGAUCAAUCAACUCUGAAAAAGAUGUGAAAAGAUCUGUGAUUGGUCAAAAGACCAAUUAGUGGAAAAACAUCAGAAAUGGGCCUCCCUGUCUAUAAGCAGCCUUAAAGGCCACGCAUUGUCAAUCCGACGUCUGCAUUGGCCGUGAAGCAUUUAUGGUGAUACAGCCUCUACAGAAGUCAGGGCAUUCAUUAUUUUUGCGCUUCGCGAAGCAGCGCAGAGCUGUUGAGUAGAGCUGUGAAGGAAGUUGUCAAGGAAGUGAGUUUGUGUUUAUACGGGACCUCCCGCCCCCACCUACCGUCAACCAAUCAUGUCAAUUUCGGAGCUAUACGGAGCACACUGCAUUGUUAUAACAUUUGGGAGGCGCACGGCCAUGCGGUACGGAUCUCAAUUUGGCUAUGUAAUUGCGUCACACCCUCCAUACGGAGCCUCCGACAACAUUUUCGGAUCAAGCUUAGGUUGGCUUUUAGUCUGUAUCUUUGGCUGUCUUUACACAGGCAGUCCAAUUCUGACCUUUUGCCACUAAUUGGUCUUUUGACCAAUCAGAUCAGAUAUUUUUGCUAAUAUUUAUUUUGCCAAUAAUUAGGCAAAAAAUCAGAAUUGGGCUACCUGUGUAAACACAGCCUCUGUGUGUCAGUCUCUCACCAUUUAAACAUCAUGGGCUGCGUUUACACUGGCAGCCCAAUUCUGUUAUUUUGCCCAAUUGGUCAAAAUAUAAUUUAUUUGCAAAAGAUUAGAAUUGGUCUGCCCCUUUGUAAAUGCAGCCUCAGUCCUCUACUGCAUUCAUCAGAGAGUUCUGGUCACAAAAGGCAUUAAUGUUAUCUGUUUUAUUUGCACACCUCUGGAAAAAUCCAAUCUGUGACUGAAUAGGUGGUCUGCAGGUAAUUACAUCCAAAUUAAAUGGUUUACUUGUGGUGGCUGGGGUAGGGUAGAUGUGUUGAAGGGGUGGGGAACACAGAAGUGAGUCACACUGUAACUUGAAUUAGACUGGUGGGGGAUGAGAGGGACAUGAGGGGCAUAAGAACAUUUAUGACUUCAGCCUACUCUCAUCAGCUGGACACACAGGUUACAGAGACAUGAUUAUUACUUUGCAACAGGUAUCGUAUAGUACACAAUGGAUGUCAUGUCCAACAGCUUUAAGGUUUUCUUGGGUUUAGUGAUGUCUUACAGACUUGUUUUUGAUCACUGACCAUUGGUUUGUCUGCUGCAGGGUCCUGGGAUCCAGACUGAUGUGGGAGAUAUGAUGUGGAGAGAUCAGAAUGAGGCAAGGCUAAGUAACUGCACAACUCAAUCUUAUCACAGAUAUUAUAUAAUAUCAGGAUGCUUACUCUCUCCCUGCCCCUCUCCCCUCACAGCAGCAAGUUCAGAAUGUAUUCAAAAGAGUAA
Coregonus sp. 'balchen' is the source of this 2205-nucleotide messenger RNA. The record is from the annotation of a GenBank genome assembly. Lineage: Eukaryota; Metazoa; Chordata; Actinopteri; Salmoniformes; Salmonidae.